AUAGUAAAGUACUUCAAGGUCCAGUUUCGGCCUUUUGCAUAUGCAGGAAUUCCGCCUGGAAUAAAUUUUCUAGUCUGUUCAUUAAUGCAUCAGGAAGAUGAACACACUGGCUAAAUUCAAUAUGCCUUGAUUUUUGCUCUGAGUAAUACAAAUGACUGGAUUUAAAAAUAUUAUGCAUGUAUUCAGAGACUUAUGUUACCUGAGAUUUCAAUCAACUUGUAGAAAAGUAUUUACGACAUGAAAAUAUCAAUAAAUUCCGCUUUAAGUAUUAUUGUCGUAAACGAAAUUCAGUAAAAUGUGUACCGACAAAUCAGUGGUUUAUCAAGGAAUUUAUUGAGGAAGUGGAAAUUCAUGCGAACCUAUACCGCGUAAGUUUAACUUGAGUUAUAUAGUUAUCUGCAUGCCACACUAAAGUGAAAAGUUGAUACGUGCUCAGUAAACGAUCUGUUUGGAAAUUAAUAAUACAAUAUAAGUCAGUUUCAGUUUGAGAAAGGACAGGAAUCUAAACGUCUUGUGUUGGUUCUGAAGAUAAAGUCUCAGGUGACCUAACUUUUGGAAGGAUACUUAACUACUUGUUGAGCAUUCGAAAUUAUAAAUACUCUAUGUUUUCCAAAAAAUUAAAAAUCAUAAAUUUCAUCUAGCACACAUAACUCAUCCAAUAUACUUUUUAUCGUAGUCGGAAGAAGAAAAAGAUCGAUGGUGGACCAAAUCUUUUAUUUCAGAGGUGGAUAACCGAAGCUAUGGAAAAUGCAUUUGCAAAAGAUGCCAAAUCAUACUAUGCUUACAGAAAGGCUCUUUCUUCGCUUAAAAAAUAUCCACUAUUGUUGCAAAGUGGAAAAGAAUGUACAAUUUUAGAAGGUUUUGGAGCAAAACUAUGUGAUUUCUUAGAUGAAAAACUAAAUAAUUACGCUGACGAUUUACAGUUAUCAGCAUUAGAAGCGCUUCAUUAUGGUAAUAAAAAUAUAAAAUCAUCAAUAAUGUCAUCGAUUAUAACGGCAACUAAAACAAAGUGUUGUAAGACAAACCAGUUACCAAAUGAAAAAAAUUCCCUUCUAAAAGAACACAAUAUUAAUUCAGCUGACAGUGAUGUAAUUGUCACAAAUCUCAAUAUACAAACAAAUGCAACUCAUGAUGAAGUCACUUCUGAGACAAUAAACAAUGAAAAUUUGAUUUUUCAAUAUUCAGUCUAUGCAAAAAAGAUUCUGGAAGUAAUUAAAAGUUCGAAACAUCCUUCAGGCUGUAGUAUGUGUGAAUUAGCAGCAUAUUUUCGAAAUCAUGAACAAAUUGAUCUACAAUUACUUCAAUCUGAAAUUGAUAACUUGAUUAAUAUGAAAAUUUUACAUUAUGUUAACAACUCACCACCAAGAUUGAAAAUAACAGAUGUUGGAUCAGACUUGUCUACUUCAAUGUGCUCUAAAUCAGAAAUAUCACGAAACGAAACUGAUUAUACGACUGGAACAUCUUCAGAUUUGAAGUGCUCAACGGACUCCUCGAUGUCUACUGAUCUAUAUGAAAUAAGCUCUUAUGAAUUACAUUUCACAUAUGUAGAUGAACAUAAUAAUCCUGUUCAUUUAAAAGGAAAUGCACAUCAACGUGAAUAUAAUAUGGAUGGUGAAAGAAACUUAACUGGUUAUCGUAUUCGUUGUAUUUAUGAAGAUUUAAUUAUUUCCGGUGUAUCUUAUCGUAUAGAUUGGAGUAGUUCAGGGUUAACAGAAAAUGGUAUAACAUAUACGUAUGCUUACUUACUUGAUCCCAAUGCGCCUAAUCUGUGUACAAAUCCUAUAUCAAGUAUAAAAUCUGUCGAUACUACCAGUAGUAGUGCGAUGCUAACUACGUCCUCAACUACUUUCACAUUUAAACCAAUAUCAAAAGUUAAUAACUCAACUAAUCUGGAGACUGGAAUUAAACGAUGCAAAUCUCAAGAAUCUGUUUCACGCAAUGGUCUCACGAGUAAAUCAAGUCAAAACUGUACUAAUUCGGUAGUAUCAGAGUCCACGAUGCAACCAAAAUCUCCUACUCACUCACCUCCAACUUUGACCCGUCAACUAAGUCUAUCAAGCACAUCUGAAAUGCUUUCAUUAAAUCGUGCUAUGACCAAGUAUAGCUCACAAGCAUCUGGUGAACCUCCGAAUCCACAAACCAUUAGUACUAGAAAAUGUUCGAAUCCAGUCGGUGUCGAACCUCAAAAACACCAAAUUUCGUCGUCAUCAGUAUUAACACCUUUUGUCGUUCCAGGUAAUUCUUAUGAAAUUAUUCUUUUGGCUGAUGUGCGUGAAAAUUUCGGGUCGAACAAAGUAAGACAAAUGCUUCCAACUGUAUUUCAAAAUUACAAUAUCAAAUGUGAAUCAAGAGCACUUCCUGUUGGGGAUUUUCUUUGGAUUGCACGAUGGCGAAAUGAAUCAGGUUGUUUAAUGGAAGCUGUACUGGAUCAGAUUGUUGAACGUAAAAGAAUGGACGAUUUAGCACAUAGCAUUGUUGAUGGGCGAUUCAGAGAACAAAAGUAUCGUUUAAAACGUACAGGUUUAUUACAAUUGAUUUAUUUAAUUGAAGAAUGUCCAAUGAUGCAUAAUCAGAAAGUCUCUUAUGAUGUUUUAUUACAAGCAAUUUCAAAUGCACAAAUGAUCGAUGGUCUACAUAUUAUGACAACUAAAAGUCAUGAAGAUACUGUAGAUUUACUUGCUGCACUUUCGCAAAGACUUCAGUCACGUGUUUCGAGUGAUUUGUACGUUAAUUAUCAAAAAUCUAAUGAUAUACCUUUCAAGUUAAGCACUGUAAAUGCAUUGGGUUGGUGUGAGUUUGUUAAACUUGCAAAUAAAUCACCGGAUCCAAGUAUACGUGAUAUUUUUGCGAAACAUUUAAUGCAGAUUCCUGGAUGUUCUGGUCCAAAAAUCACUUCAAUUAUGGAAAAAUAUCCUACUCCUUGCAUUUUAAUGGAUGCCUAUGAUAAACAGUCGACAAUGUCUGGCAAGGGUAAUAUGUUGGCAGAGUUGAAACCAGCAGAUAGUAAUCGGUAUGUGAAACGUUUUUCAACUACUAACAUCAAUGUCUUUUGUUGAAAGACUAGGGGCAAUCAAACUAAGAUGUGGCAUCAAUCCAUAAUGUCGUUGAUUGUCAUGCUGACCCGUUUAGGUAGAUAUAAAUUACUUAGUUGGAUUUCGCAAGAUUAUCGUGACCAAUGAUCAGAAAUGUUGGAUGAAAUGGUUCUGAAUCGUUAGCAAUAGCGUACAUGCAUCUAGUAUUUGUCUUAUAAAUACGUAUACUUUUUAUUCCACGAAUUCAUUCUCGCUUAUCGAAUCAUAUUUUCAAUCCUCAACCUUUGCUACUACUGUCAUUGAUUCCUCUUAUUAUCUCUCCUGAUAAUUUCAUCCAGAUGUACUGAUAUGGUGUGACAACUCGGACCAACUCAUAUAUGUUUUAAGUUCUACGUUGCAUAUAACUAACAAAUAAUUCAGUGAAGUAACUUCUCUGACCAUGACGAGAAUUCGAGCUCCAACGGAAACAUUCAUACCUUAAAAUUACAGAUACUAACCAACUAGUGUGUUAUCUAAAUCAACAGUUUUCUGCUUAUUAUCGUCAACUGAUUAACACUAGCAAAGUCAUCAUGUAGCUUGUGCGAUUCAGUGUACUGGACUGCAGCUUGGAUUCAGAUAAUCUGCUGUAAUUAGCAAUAACGAAAUUUAGUCAGUAUAGUAAUCCGAUAAAAAUAUACAUUUGUAGUAAGAUGCAGAACAAAUGUUUUAAUGUAAACCUUUUUUAUUCAUCUUAUCACAUUAUACAUUUGGCACAUUAAGAUAUUUUCCAACUGAACCUUCAAUGGAGAGACUUCAGUACAUUUAUACUUACUUACAUCUAAUAAAUUAGCGUACGUUAAGGACACAAGAUCAUGUGUAUUAUGAUUUGUGGUAUCGGAUUCCGAUACACAAGCUUCUUAUAUGUGUGCCCAACCAUCUAUUCGAGUGAGGGAGUCAAUCGAUUAAUUUAGUCAGUAACUUGAUUAUCAUUUGACUUCAAACCACACUCCAAGUGUCUAAACUUGAACUGGGUGGAGUGGGUUUCGAACCUGGGACUAGCUAAAAGUCCAAUGUCUUGACCACUAACUCACUGAGUAAUAAUGUUCCUGUAUAGCUGUCGAAUUCUUAUUCGGUAUAAAACAGCGUAUAACACAACAUAAUCCUCAUGGUUAUUGAAGUUUCAGAUUCAGAAAUGUUUAUAUGAUUCUUAUUUGACCAUAAAAAAGUAAUCAUUUUGAUUCAAAUGAUUAAGGAAUUUUUUAAUUUACUCAAUCUUUCUUAGAUGUCUUGGAACAGCGCUUAGUCAGAGUAUCGCUUUCGCGUUUAACACAUUGUGAUCUAUAUUUUGUACUGUUUUCCCUGUAAAUACACAUUUAUCUACAAGUUGCAUUCUGAAUUAGUUUAACUCCCAUACAUAGGAUGAACUUGGUUA
Schistosoma rodhaini is the source of this 4443-nucleotide messenger RNA. Lineage: Eukaryota; Metazoa; Platyhelminthes; Trematoda; Strigeidida; Schistosomatidae. The record is from the annotation of a GenBank genome assembly.